AUGGCGCGCCAGAAACAAGCAGCGCCCAUCCAACGCGCCACGUCCUCGGAGCUGAUGCAUAUGCUUCCAGACGAUUUACCUCAAAAACACCACAAUGGUGCAAAUAUGGGCCUCGCAAACAAAGAUACAACUCGUGAUAAGGUGCACGAAGCGGCAGAUGCUCCGGGCUUGUGGCAACUCGCGUUCUGUGUUGCGGGAAUCUAUGCUUCUUUUCUUUCCUGGGGUGUUCUUCAAGAAGCGAUUACGACCGUCUCGUAUCCCGUGCAUCCUCCUACCGCAGCUGAGCCAGAGCCAGAAAAAGAGCGCUUUACGUUCUCGAUAGUCCUGAACACCAUCCAGUCCACCUUCGCCGCAGUCACCGGUUUUCUGUACCUCUACUUCUCUACUCCCAAAGGCGAAAAGGUUCCAUCCAUCUUCCCAACGCGCAAGAUCAUAUUUCCCCUUGUCCUCGUCAGCAUCUCCUCUUCCCUCGCGUCACCAUUUGGAUAUGCAAGUCUUGCGCACAUCGACUAUCUCACCUUCAUCCUUGCCAAAUCAUGCAAGCUCCUCCCAGUCAUGUUCCUCCACCUGACCAUCUUUCGCAAACGCUACCCCCUGUACAAGUACGGCGUUGUCCUCCUGGUCACACUCGGCGUUGCGACUUUCACACUACACCAUCCUGGAACAAGCAAUAAGGUUGCUGCGUCCGCGACGAAGGGCACCUCCGGUUCUUCGGCAUGGGGAAUUUUUUUGCUUUCCAUCAACCUGCUGCUUGAUGGACUCACAAACACCACGCAGGACCACGUCUUCAGCUCCCCGCAGCUUUACACCCGCUUCUCGGGGCCACAGAUGAUGGUUGCCCAGAAUGUGCUUUCCACCCUGCUGACCUCAGCCUACCUCUUGAUUAUGCCCCACCUCUCCUCAACAGGCAUUCUCCACGCUAUCCUCCCUGUUCCCAUCCCGCCUUCAACGGAGACCGAGUUGACAGCAGCCGUGUCAUUCUUAUCCCGGCAUCCCGAGGUACUCAAGAGCGUGCUUGGGUUUGCGGCUUUCGGUGCCAUGGGACAACUUUUCAUUUUUUACACCCUAUCUCAAUUCUCGUCUCUGCUCUUGGUUACAGUGACAGUUACCCGAAAGAUGCUAACCAUGCUUCUGAGUGUCUUUUGGUUCGGCCACUCUCUGUCUGCUGGACAAUGGCUUGGUAUCGGUCUUGUCUUUGGCGGAAUUGGUGCUGAGGCUGUCGUUCAGCGGCAGGAGAAGAAGGCCAAAGCGGCGAAGGCAAAGAAGACGGAGUGA
Aspergillus nidulans FGSC A4 is the source of this 1275-nucleotide messenger RNA. Its product is annotated as UDP-galactose transporter HUT1. The transcript is spliced from 2 exons. The coding region runs from base 1 to 1275 and encodes 424 amino acids. Gene Ontology annotation, cellular component: endoplasmic reticulum membrane. Gene Ontology annotation, biological process: transmembrane transport; UDP-glucose transmembrane transport into endoplasmic reticulum; UDP-galactose transmembrane transport. Gene Ontology annotation, molecular function: UDP-galactose transmembrane transporter activity. The record is from RefSeq and is a predicted model, not a curated record. Lineage: Eukaryota; Fungi; Ascomycota; Eurotiomycetes; Eurotiales; Aspergillaceae.